AUGUCGGACGCUUCGAAAUGUUAUGAUCUAUUUUGCUUUGAGGCCAGAGCUAGACUUCAUAACACGGAAAGAGUCUACUCAAGAGGGGAGUACGUAACGGAUUAUAGGUAUCAAUUGGAAUUCAGUUUAGCUAGCGCUGACCCUAAUGCAUUUAAGUUUACUUGCAGGACUAUUCCGUUCUUUAUCCGAACCGGCAAUGCUCAAUGUUGGAAAGCCCUGUGUACUCUGGCCUGGGAUUACUUUUUCAUGGGAGAUGUUGAUGAAACGAAAAUCGAAAAUUUUCCUAUUCAUCAGAAGGCAUCUUGGGAUGAGAUUGAGUGCAUGUUACAAAGCAAUUUCAGAGAUCGUUUGGGAAGGGAGCUUACUUCUGAAAAUAUACAGUAUCUUCGGCACUUGAUCAUGCAAGGCAACAGAAAUGGUGGCUCGAUUUCCUGGGAUGAUUUUCAUUAUGGUUUCCGAAUCGGUAAUUCUAAACACACGGUUGGAGAAUGGAUUUUUGCUUGCCUUGAAACCUUAGCUAAGCCAGAAAAUUCUUUGAAGGAACUAUGGAGAUCAGGACACAUUAUAGGCUUUAUUUGCAAAAAUGAAGCCAACAGAAUUCUCGAUAAUGAGCUGAAAGGUGUCUGUUUAGUUCGAUUUAGCGAGCAGAAGCCGGGUGCAAUCACUAUUCCAUAUACAAAUAGCUACACCUAUAUCCAGGAUUUGCCAAAGUUUUGUAUCCUGGCUAUCUUAAUGUGCAUGGACUGGAUCAAUAUAGAUAUGUCCCCAGGCCUACAGCGCGGCCAGACGGUUAUGAAGAUGAUUGUCCACUUCUUCGAGCUUAGCGGCGAAAAACGACUUGAUGCCAUAUGA
Messenger RNA from Trichoplax adhaerens, 852 nucleotides. RefSeq lists its product as uncharacterized. The coding region runs from base 1 to 852 and encodes 283 amino acids. The record is from RefSeq and is a predicted model, not a curated record. NCBI's taxonomy places the organism in Eukaryota, Metazoa, Placozoa, Uniplacotomia, Trichoplacea, Trichoplacidae. Gene Ontology annotation, biological process: cell surface receptor signaling pathway via JAK-STAT; regulation of transcription by RNA polymerase II; defense response. Gene Ontology annotation, molecular function: RNA polymerase II cis-regulatory region sequence-specific DNA binding; DNA-binding transcription factor activity, RNA polymerase II-specific. The transcript is spliced from 9 exons.